CCGGCUUGCAAAGAGGAGCUGGCCAAACCUCGCCAGUCCUUCUAUCACCACCCUCCUUCUCCGAGAUCAAGACCUCGCUUUGUUCUACCGCGGAACUCGGUGGGGCUGGUUAGUUUACUGGCAUGACAUGACGUUGCGCCUACAAUGUAGCAGGUGGCAUCAGAAACCCUCCUUCUCAAUAUAGGGUGGUCUUCAUAAGCUGGUUUGGGAUGUGAAAUAGGAUGGGCGGAGAGAAGUGAGAUCGGGCGUGGUGGUGGGGCAAUAUGGUACCUGAGGCUCUCAAUGUGAGUAUUAACGAGAGCCUGGUGAACGUAACAGAGGCCCAACCGAAAGACCAUUACACCAUCACCCAGAUCGUCUUCAUCGCAAUAGUCGCCAUCUUCCUAAGUAUAGUGACCGUCGUCGGCAACAUCAUGGUCAUGAUCUCUUUCAAGAUCGACAAACAGCUCCAGACCAUCUCCAACUAUUUUCUCUUCAGCCUUGCCGUCGCUGACUUCGCCAUCGGCCUAAUCUCGAUGCCGCUUUUCACCGUUUCCACCAUAAUGGGCUACUGGCCUCUCGGGCCUCAUGUCUGCGAUACCUGGCUCGCUCUCGACUACCUCGCGAGCAACGCGUCUGUCCUCAACCUGCUAAUCAUCAGCUUCGACAGGUACUUCUCUGUCACUAGACCUCUCACCUAUAGAGCAAAGCGGACGACCAACAGAGCGGCCUUUAUGAUCACUUCGGCGUGGGGGCUUUCUUUAAUUCUCUGGCCCCCUUGGAUCUACUCGUGGCCCUACAUCGAAGGGAAGAGGACAGUGCCUGACACGGAAUGCUACAUACAAUUUAUUGAAACGAACCAUUACAUCACCUUCGGCACGGCGAUAGCCGCCUUCUACGUCCCCGUCACGGUCAUGUGCUUCCUAUACUACAGGAUCUGGAGGGAGACGAAAAAACGGCAAAAGGACCUGCCGAAUUUACAAGCUGGCAAGAAGGACAGCAGUAAAAGAUCCAACUCAAGUGAUGAAGCGGUCGACCUCGAAGACUGGAAAAAAUCUAGAGGCGACGGCGGUGCGAAAACGGUUUCCGGUGGUUCCGAUCAGACGAGGAUCGAGUACGGAAUGCCCGGUGAUCCCAAUCAAUACCAUAAGAAACCAAGGCCUUUUACUUGGCGGUGGAUACGGGAAUGGUGUAUUGCAUGGUGGCAUUCUGGCCGGGAAGACAUUGAGGGAGAGUGCGAAUUGGAGGACACCCCUAGCGACAUGGGCUAUGCGACUCCAGUAUCUGUUGAGACACCUUUACAGUCUUCAGUAUCAAGAUGCACAUCAAUGAACGUUAUAAGGGAUCCUUAUGCUGGUGGAGGAGUACCACAGACGCCUCGUCUCGCUCAUCACCUUCAUUAUGACAGCCGGAGUUUACCCCCUACGACUAGAUUACAAGGAAGAUCGCUUUCAACUGAUUCAGUAUACACAAUAUUGAUAAGAUUGCCAGGUGAUAAUAGCUGCGAUGGUGUUACUGAACAACAGCAACCAUCAAUCAAAAUGAUAACGGAUGAUCUGGCUUCCACACCGGUGAGAGCAGGCAUGCGUGGGAGAGUUGAAAACUCGACAACAGACUAUAAUCUCUCUUUGCACCCUGGCGGUGGGUAUCAUGCUGCUGUAAACAGGAGGCCAUCGCAUAUUUCCGACAUUAGAAUACCAUUGACUGCCAAGAUUAUACCGAAACAGCUUGCAGCUGGGCAAAGGCACCCGCCGCCUAAGAAAAAGAGAAAAACACAAGAGAAAAAGGCGGACAAGAAAGCGGCAAAAACGCUAUCUGCUAUUCUUUUGACAUUUAUCAUUACUUGGACACCCUAUAACAUUUUGGUCUUGUUGAAACCAAUAACAGAAUGCACCGACUGUAUACCACAAGGUGUAUGGGACUUUUUCUAUUAUUUGUGUUACAUUAAUAGCACCAUCAAUCCUGUCUGUUACGCUCUGUGUAAUGCAUCAUUUAGACGAACGUAUGUCAGAAUAUUGACUUGCAAAUGGCAUAACCGAAAUAGAACGGCAAUGAAUCGGGGAUUUUACAAUUAAAGACCCUCUAACUAAAAACUAUAUAUUUUAUAUAAUUUGAUAAUGAGCAGUAUUUUUACAAGUGGUAUUUUCUAAGUCUGGUAGGGCUAGAUCAAUUACAUUUUUCAAAAAGAAUAUUUUAUAAUAAUAAUGCGCCCCACCUACACAAUUACAACACAAACUUUUAUCCCAACGUAAAAUUCUUUAUGUUUAGGUACAAAAAAAUUCCCAAAAUUAUAUUUUUAAUUAAACGAAUUUACCUUCUCUUGCAGUAUUAGUGGUAACAAGUAAAAAUUGAUAUAUUUAUAACUUAUAACAUAUUAUAGAUAUAAUAAAUCAUAAAUAUUGUGGUAAAUAAAAACAUAUUAUUACAAUAGGGUCACAAAGUAAAUGUUUGGAAUUUAAUUGUUAAGUAAAGAUGGGUGGAUGAAAAGGGUCAUGUAUAUUUAAUGAUUGCCAUUACCUUAUUUCAAGGUUGUGGACAAGAGUGCAACGAUAUAAAUUCAAAUGCUAUAGUUUAUUUAUGUGUACCAUACAUUUAAUCAUGUUUUUUGUAGAUCGUUUCGCUCAAUUUAUAUUAAACAAGUAAUAUACGCAUCAAGUUAAUCUAAGAUGUUAGAUUUUUUAAUGUACUUAGUCAUGCUUUUAUAGAAUCGUUGAAUAGUUUGUAUCAUUUUACCAAUUUGAAAUUGGCAGAAUGCGUUAUAAAAAAAAAAGAGAAUUGAAACAUUCCUUUGGAAUUACAUGGCAUUUUUAGAUUUCGUCAGCAUGAUGUGUAUUUUCUAAAAAUCAGCAGUACUUUUUUUACAAGUGAAAAAAAAAAUUUUGUGUACAUAUAAAUAUAUUGGGUGAAGUGUUUCAGAAACUUCGAAAAAUAUAAUAAAUAUAUAUAAAUAUA
Messenger RNA from Cimex lectularius (bed bug), 2931 nucleotides. It is a transcript of the gene mAChR-A, whose product is annotated as muscarinic acetylcholine receptor DM1. Gene Ontology annotation, cellular component: dendrite; synapse; plasma membrane. Lineage: Eukaryota; Metazoa; Arthropoda; Insecta; Hemiptera; Cimicidae. Bases 264 to 2054 code for a protein of 596 amino acids. Gene Ontology annotation, molecular function: G protein-coupled acetylcholine receptor activity; G protein-coupled serotonin receptor activity. The transcript is spliced from 9 exons. The record is from RefSeq and is a predicted model, not a curated record. Gene Ontology annotation, biological process: G protein-coupled receptor signaling pathway, coupled to cyclic nucleotide second messenger; chemical synaptic transmission; adenylate cyclase-inhibiting G protein-coupled acetylcholine receptor signaling pathway.